CCUGGAUGCCUAUCAGAUGGUAUCCGCAGUACUCCGUACACCGGGUCCUCAUGGGCCACCACCUAGCACUGUGAAGAGCAAGAUACUCCGUACAUACAUACGUACAGACUACGGAGUAUAGUAUGGCGAAAUGGAUCAUAGAUCGGUGCCCGUACUACGGAGCAGAUCCAUGCGUGCGCGUACGCUUUCGUUUUGAGAAUAUGGCGACCGGAAGGCCGCAUGAACUUGGCAAAUAAACCUUGCUUGGCCCCUCUUGGAGGAGCGCCAUUUCUCCUCGCAGGCUGCGACCAACCGGUCUCUCUGCCCAUUAGCACCAUAAGCACUGGCGACUCAAUAUGACGCUCAGGAACGAUUGUUGGGGCCACCGUCACACUCCAAGCCACCUGUCUCUGCCAGCAAAGCAGAGAUGUAGUUAUUCAGUCAGAAGCAGAAUUCAGAGAGCAAAGUAAACUUCAGGGGCGGCGACAAAAACUGUUUCGUCGGGUUCAAAUCGGCCAGCAAAGGAAGUAGUAACGUGGGAGAAUGCGUCUUGCAACCUCUACGCGCCCAGUAUGAUAGUCAUGUCUGGGGGGGGGGUGACGGGGUCCCCACCCGCGAAAAACACAGGCAUUCGAGUCCCGCCAAACAAUCACAGGCUCACACACAGCACGACGGCUUGACUCUUGUCACGGGUAGUGUAGGCAGACCGCGAUUGGGCGAAGGUGGAAGGGCGAACGGGGGUGGUGAUGAAGCGUGCAGAAGGGGCAGAACGAGAGCGAGGCAGCGUCCAAUCGCGUGACGAGGAAGCCCUAGCGGCUGGACCCUAGCCCUAGCCCCCAGCCCUAACAUCGUUCCUGGCCAAGCUGAUUUGCCUGGACCACACUCUUCACCAUCGACAUCCUUAUUAUUCCACCAACUCCAACUCCAACUCCAACAACAACAGCGACCAUGACAACCCCCCAGCGUGGAGCGGCAUUUCCUCUUCGCUAGUGGCUAGGCGGGCGGGGGGGAUUUGCCAUGCUUGUUGCUGCCAGCCAUCCGUGCGGAUUAUUACCAUGCUGCGUCGCUGCAAAAAUAGCCUAGCCUGCAGGUUUAAGGAGCUCAAUGGCCGUGGCGAUGAUGUUUAAUUUUCCGCCCCAGCAAUCAAAACGCCGUUAUCCUAAUCUAUGAGGCCAAGAAGAAUGGACUAAAAGGUUUUGAUUCCUGAGCAAGAUUACGAUCGAUCAAGCCUGAAACCAUUGCCUGCCAAUCGGUUGGCUGCAGCUUCUUCUGUGCAAUCAAGGAGUGUACCUGACAGAGUACUCUGUAAUCUGUACUCCGUACGGUCGCUGCCUCAAGUCCAUCUAGCCUUCGCAUCUCCAAUGGUUCGUCUGUCUUACUCGAGUGUCCUCUAUUUCUCUGAUCCGUACUGUCUCCACCAGUUGUGCCACCCAGUGCGCAACGCCCCAGCAGACGGAGGGCUACCUUGUUAAGAUAGAACGCAGGAUUUGUGAAUCCAAUCCUGCUAUUUCAGGAUAGACAUGCUCUCGUUUAUACCGUCUUUUCGGGGAGCCAGAAAAUAUGAUCAGAUUCGGAUCUUGAUCUCAUCAUGUCAGUGCUCAAGAGAGAGUUGGAUCGGCCGACUUUAUAAGCUCUUAAAAGCUGAAUCAUUUGUAGCCAAAAAUAAAAUUGAAACGAUGGGCCGGAAAAAGCAAACAUAUUGAGCGCCGGCAAUUCGAAGUGCCCGUCAGCGCCAGCCAGCCUAUCCCUGUCGUUUGCGCCUUGGUUGCUUUUUCUGCGUCGAGAUGCUAUGCUAAGUUCAACUGACAAAAGAGCCAAAAAUGUGAUGCCGCCCGGCCCCCCCAGUGCUCAUCCUGGAGUCCGUGUAUGGAUGUACUGUACUAGAGCUACACGAGCCACUAACUCCCUGUCUCCCCCCGCCAUUCCUCAUCAGCCUUCAUUCGCUGCCAGCCUUUCCUCCAUAUUUCCACCAACUGACGACUAGGAGGGCGAAUAGCAGUUUCUGGAGACAUCGUGUCAAUUAUUGAUACUUGGACUGACCACAUGUUAUUAGUGGCUUUUCUUUCUUGCACUUUUCUCUUGCAGUAGAGAAUGGGUCCUUUUGUUUUUCUCCCACAAUUUUGCUGGCUGUCACUGAUCCCUCAUCCGUUCGUAUGUAUUUUGUAGACAUCUCGGACUGCUCCUCUUCCGUCUGCAGCUGCUCACCUGCCUUCAGACCUCAUACAAUAUCUCCUGGUUGAAUUCCACCGGCCUCCUAAGCUCGGUUUUCACUUUUCUUUUUACUACCUUUGACAAAUUAACUAUCUCACCCAGCCGCCCGCCGGUGGUCGCUCUUCUGAGAUUAGCCUACACACAACCAUCUCACACGGCGGUUAUUUCUCUGGCCACCUGUGGAAUCCUUUUUCCCAACCCCCGAAUUCGACCAGCAAUAGGGCUACAAUCCUAUCAAAAGGGUUUCGUGGCCGUUCUCUCCUGUAAUCUACCUGCAUUUGGCCGUUUGGCCCCUGAUUCUGUAACAAAUACAAAUCCCUGCCUUCACCGUUUUACAUUUCUGUUUCAACCCUUCCCUGUUCUUUCUUCUCCAGCUGAAAUAAAUUCCGAUCCUGUGCGACGAGGACGCUGACACAUGUAUAGACACACCUACGCUGGCGUCCUCAUGUUGGUUUGAACAUCCUUUGAUCAGAUCGUCAGUCGCAAGGCAAUGUCUACAGGUUCGAAAUCCACCUCGGGUGCUCUGGCAGUGAGCCAGAUAAACACCCACGACGAUUUCGACCCAUGUGCCUCCACUGCGUCAUUGUUUCUCUACGCUCAAGGCUCUUCUAUCCUCUGUCUACACCAUGAUACUCUGGCAAUCGAGCGACGGUUUGACCGCCACCAGGAGAAAAUCCAAUUUAUUUCGGUUGAUAACGUUAGCGAAAGGGGUGCAGGUAGGCUGGUAGUUAGCUAUGAUGUUAGUCAGACAGCGAUUGUUUGGGAUAUAUUCACUGGUCAAGAGAUAUCGCGAUUUGCUUCCUUCGAACACAUCCGAGUUGCAACCUGGUUGCGGAACGGAAAUGUGUCGUUUGGAAAUGUAAAAGGGGAAGUAAUCUUAUUUGAGCCUGCAACUUCUGAACAUGUGUCGGCCCGCACGAUUUUCGAUCCCAUCACUGCUUUGGCACCGGGAAACGAUUGUCGGAUUUAUGCGAUCGGAUAUAACAAUGGCUCAAUUUUAAUCGCUACCAUUCAACCUUUUACGAUAUUGCACACACUUACUACCUCCCGGGGCCCUUCCUCCAUUGUUUCACUGGCAUGGCAUGCCUCAUCAACGAAACAGAAGUCGGACAUGCUUGCCAGCCAGACGGUUGAAGGAGAUUUACUUGUGUGGAGUGUAUCGAAACAUCCGGCGAACGAAACGCCUCGCGUCAUUAGGUCUUUGAAGAGGUCUGAAUACGGCUCACCUGGACCUAAAUGGCUGGCUUGGUCUAAGAAUGGGCGAAUUGUUCAAUAUGCUGAAGGGGAAACCUGGGCGUGGGAUGUGAGAACAAAACACGUUACUUAUGAACAAGUGCCAACCGUACGAGGUGUGAGAGGUUUGGCCAACUAUGGAUCAACAGCUACUCUGUUCACAUUGGGGCCGAACCAUACUGUUCAACAAUAUGACCUUGAGAACCCUACCAUGGUCGCCAAUGUUCAGCACAUCCCUCUUACUGCUUUGACCAGCCAACCCGCUGAAACGCAACCCGAGAAGGUUGAAUCGGGUCUUACGACACGAAAUCUUGCCCAAUAUCAGACUAGCAUUGUUGAGAGAAUGAGAAGUCCAUCCCCAGCUUCGUCAGGCCGACCCAUUGAGCCGAAUGCCCUAGAACUCGCCCGGCAACGGGCUGGGCUAAAGAGUCCACUGUCCACCGGAAGCCAGACCACCUCGACCAGCUCCGCAAACUCGUACAAUCGCGGUAUCCGAGGCGCGACGUCGAUCCGUUCUAGAUCUUACAAUAGCGGAACUACCUUUUCAAUGGGUUCACCAGCCCAUUCAAUACCGGAAUCGCGAUCGGUAACCUCAUUGAAUUAUGCAUCUUCACUUUCUACGUCCUCUAGAAGAUCAUACGGUCGCGGUACCUCACGGUUGCGCCACGAGUAUGUUCCGAAUGGUAGCAAUAGCAGUAAUACCAGUUCCCUCGACAAGCCAAUCACGGAACUAUUCCCUUAUAUCCGGAGCCGUGUGAACAAUGUUCCCUUCCAACCUCCUCGCCCUCAGAACGAUGGCAACCUAUCUCCGGAUGAGUUAAGGAAACAGAUGCUCCAUGUCGUUUUCGGAUGGGACGGAGAUAUUGAUGAGUUGAUUCGAGAUGAGUUGCGCCGUCACAACCCGGGAAGCCAACAUGCCAUUCUCCUCGCCCGCUGGCUGGGAGAAAUCGACACGAAUCUUAUACUAUCAAUGAUGGGACCAGGCUCUAGCCAAUACAGCGACUGGAUGUUGCUUGCAUUAACUCAGCUUGGAAAUCAGGGCCAUAGCAAACAUCUUGGUCAAGCACUGGUCCAGAAACUUCUGGCAAAAGGCGAUAUUCAUGCAUCGGCAGCAGUUCUUCUCGGGAUGGGUGAUUGCAACGAUGCCAUCGAAGUUUACGUAUCCAGAAAUAUGUAUAUGGAGGCUAUUCUUUUGACGUGCUUGUUAAUGCCUUCUGAGUGGCAGCGGCAAUCGUAUCUAGUCAGAAAAUGGGGUGAGCACGUCGUUCAAAACUCCCAACAACAUCUAGCUAUACGGUGCUUCGCUUGUACCGAUGCGGAGACAUCCGAAGCCUGGGCUUCUCCGACUGCCCAGAUGACCACCAUUUUAUCAGAUCAGUUGUCCAGAUCUCGAGGCCCGACACCAACAAAUGCUGAGCCUUCCGUUACUGCCAAUGCUCCCCGUCCACCUUCUCGCGGCACUCUUAAAAGCCCUGCCCUGAAGCUCAUCACCUCUUUCAGUCCGCAGCCUAGCGGCCAAUUCAGAUUCCCUGGUCUUACUUCUGCGGAUCGGACCCCAACAAAUGCCCCCGGGGUAACUCCAAUUGCGGAUUCCGCACUGGUAGACCCUAGCUCACCGGGAGGAUUUGGUUCACACAAAUUACCUACAGGCCGAAUGGGCCGCGUGGGAACACCGAACAGCUAUGGUAAACAUCGCCUCCCAUCCAUCGGUGAAACUCCAAUUGAUGUAAAUCCUCCGGCUUUUAAUAUUCCAAAGGGCUUGCCAACACCCGUUGACUCAGGAUCGGAUAAAGAGAGGGAUGCUCGUAAUGCGGAGAUGGCCAACGCACAGCGACCAUCUGUGGACACCUCGGAACCGAUUCUAUUAUCAUCUGCUAGGUAUACGCCUGUAUCCGAAAUCCCAAGGAAGACUCCAACAACGGCAGUUUUGCACGGUGACGAUGCAUCUGACGGAGGUCGUCCAUUUUCGCCUCCGAACGAUAUAUUUGAAACACUGAAAGCACAGCACAACAAUAGAACGAAGUCGCGUGAACGGAAGGGCGAUCGCAAGGCCGAGGGUCUCCAUAUUCAAUGGCCACCGUUGGAUGAUUUCCCACCCAGUGGACCCGAGCCUUCAAUGUCCUACGACGUUAUACGUCGAUCAAUAUCGCAAAACCAGCAUCGAGGAGCGACACCGGAUAAUUUUUAUACCUCAGCUAUGUCUACUAGCAGUGCAAGGUCAACAAGGAGUGCGAACGCCAGUGUCAGAAGUAUUGAUCAAUAUAUCAGUAGCUUAGACGAAGCUAGCUACCGUUCAGGCCACCAUAGAAUCGGACGCGAACGGCGAAACACAGAUACCGACUCGAAUAUCAAGCUUCGUAGCAAGCAGAAAUCACGAAAUCACUCGAAAGAAUCCCGCGGACGAAGCAAUCAGCGGUACAUACAGCCAGCGAAGAGGUCGCCAUCGUCGCCCAUCCCGAUGUCUCCAGAUGACUUAGCGCUCUAUACUACAGGCACUGACAACAUCGAUUAUCAAUCAAAAUCGAACACGGACCAAGGACGCCGCCACAGAAGCAGCAGACGUACGAAAUCUCGAACACGAUCAACCUCCAAGAGUGGCCAUCGACUCCGCAAUCGUUCCAGUUCUUUGGCAGGCGAUAAGUCUAGUCAGGUCACCACGCGUCGCCACACCCCGGAUCCGUUAUACUCUCUUGAAACACGGGGUAGAAGUUCGCAAAGGACAGAAGGAUCUGGCCCGAGAUCUCCUUCUUCCCCGCUUCCCAUGUCCCCCACACUUGGAGACUACAAUAGUGGCCAGGAUAUUGAGAACGGCCUUCGACUAGUUAACGUGGAUAGAAAACACCGUGUGCGAUCUAGACAAGCGAGUCAGACUCGCCGUCCAGAACGUGGCACAAGUGCCCGCCGUGAUCCGUCUCCAGACCGAAGGAGAGAGCGUAACAGAUCUCAAAGUAGACAGAGUCAGGACCGGUCAACUAGUGCAUGCAGAGAUACGCACGCCAGUGGAGAUGGUAUUAGAGGCCAUCGCAGGCAUGCCUACCCUAUCGAUAAUGAAAUGCCCUUAGUAGCAGGCGUUGAAACCAGUGGCCAGCCAACGUCGCUUCAAUCCGUGGCGGAACGUAAAAGAAAGGAAUUAGCUGCCGCUGAACUGGAAGCUCGCCGUCUGUCCCUCGCACGCCGACCUUCUGCUCCCUCAAUUCCGCUUCCGGGCGAGAAUAGCAGUAACCUGUCCCACCGACAAAAUGCAACUGACAGUCCUCCAUACAGCGGCUCCUUCCAUCAAAGGAUGGGUGGAAAAAACCUAUCUCCAGCCAAUUCAAAUAAUUCUGACUCCAACCACUCGGGACGUGGACCCUCGAAUGUUCCGAUUGGGCUACCCGCAACGCCGAGGGCAAUGAGACAUCCAAAAUACAGCACCGGCUAUGCAGACGUCAACGCCCCUGCUCUCCCUGAGGUCCCAGACAAUAUAAUGACACUGAGCGACGCUGUUUAUCGACCGAGUGGACAUAAUAUUUCGCGGUCAGCUUCUGCUCCACCUGACCACCUUGAGCUCAAUGGGAAGCCACACGGGCUUUUAGCCCACCCGCAUUAUCAGCAACAGAUACCUAGUAGCAAACCAGCACAGAAAUUCGCUCAUCGUCGACAGACCUCACAGGAUAUGGGCCAGAAUCAUUCAACUGGCAACAAUGGCAACGGACCGCCACCCCUCCUCCCAGAACUUCGGCAUCUUCAAUCACCUCCACCACCGCCCCCACCGCCUCCCAUGAUCCAUACGCAUAACCAUAUGCCGUCGACGUACGAUUCACGAAACUCACUAGUUUCCGGCGUGGGCACUAUCAAUAUUGCCAUCGAUGAUCCCGGAAAGAUGAACGAUAUUCCCCUGCAACACCAACAACAACCACCAGCAAUCUUCUCCCCCAUCGCCGAGUCGUCAGGAAUGUCGCCCUCGAGAAGCAAUGGCGAUACCUCCCAUCGCCGUGGCCGCAGUGUGAAUGAAAACUUCACGAGUAAAAUCCGCAAUUUUACGGAUAGGAUGCGUAGCACAAGCCGGGGCCGCAAUACACGGCCCACGCCUUCGGAAUCCGAUGCGCCUUCACCCUAUGAAAGUUUAUCCAUACAAAAUGUUAUAGAGAACAGGAUAUAGAUUAGUGACAGCAAUACUCUCACCUCCAGCGAUUUAUACAUCUAAGGGCCAACACUGCGACAUUGACUAGGCCGCUGUUGAAAACCGGAGGGAAAAAAAAAAAAAAAAAAAUUAAGGAAUGGUAACAACAAGAAACUAACUGUUUUACUACGUGAUGUUUUGAGAUUUGGAAUUACCAAUCAGAACAUGAAAGUUGGCCAAGUUUAAAGAAGGGAUACCGUCGGCGGUAAAAAUGCGUUUUUUAUUCUAAUUCAUGUUAUUUCAGUUUCGUUUCUUUUCUUUUCUAUCCUCUACUCAUGGGCAAGAAGACUGUGUGAAUAUCGUGUAGCAGCGAAGCUUAGCGACCAAUGGCUGCUAAAGGUUAAGGCGGCACAUAAUAUCCUCCCACCCGAAUAUUCAUUUAUAUUCCCAUUUUAGCAUGUUCGUUUUUCCGAAAGUAUCUAUACUAGCAAAGGUUGAAUUUAUAAGCUCCUUAACCCCCCUUGUUUUUUUCCCCUUUCCUUUUGCUUUUUCUGUUCAGUUUCUAUGUCGCUUCUGUUCAUGUCGUUCUGAUAUCCCCACUUCUCUAUUUCGAUUGUCUUUCCUUGCGAUAUUCUUCUUCUCAGGGGAUUGAUGCUUCUUUACCGGGGUGGCUUUGAUGAAAGAUUGUGGUAGUGUUUUUUCCGUUUCUUGUAGCGCACCCCCUCUCCAUAUCUAUAAAAUUAUAUACGAAUAAUUUACUCUCCUCUUAACCUACGUAGUAUCCCCGAUGGUUCUACUUACGGAAAG
Molecule: messenger RNA, 8332 nt
Organism: Blastomyces gilchristii SLH14081
Lineage: Eukaryota; Fungi; Ascomycota; Eurotiomycetes; Onygenales; Ajellomycetaceae
Product: WD domain-containing protein
Exons: 5
Coding region: 2681-7564 (1627 amino acids)
Biological process (GO): positive regulation of transcription by RNA polymerase II
Cellular component (GO): nucleus
Molecular function (GO): transcription factor binding
Source: RefSeq, a predicted model, not a curated record